GGAAAUGUGUUGCAAGAAUCCGUUUACGCGAAGAUCCGCCAAAACUUGCCAAAUUUAGAUUUAACGAGAUUCGCAAGAAAUGGCCGAAGAACCAACGUUUUCAACUUCAUUUCAUCAAUGUCAUCAACUUCGAUUUAUAAGGACACCCACCAUAGCUAUGGACGGGACUCGUGUCGCUAUAUCGAAAACUGGCGGGCAUUUUCAGACUUCUGAUUGGCCUACGGGUUGAACAUUCUCGAAGGUUCGCGCGUGACGUCACAACGAAAUUGAACAAAAGCAAAUUUCCGGGGAGCCGGCAGAUCACUCGUUCGCUAGCUGCGUGGUUCAGAGCUUGAAGUUCGUGUGUAUGAUUAUUUAUUUUCGAAGCGCACAGAAAUCAGUAUCCAACCGCUAGGCCAAGCAAAAUGGCAAAGACCCCCGCAAUCGGCAUCGACCUGGGAACAACUUACUCGUGCGUGGGAGUGUUCCAGCAUGGCAAAGUUGAGAUCAUUGCUAACGAUCAGGGAAACCGAACCACGCCGUCGUAUGUAGCGUUCACCGACACUGAGCGUCUCAUUGGAGACGCUGCCAAGAACCAGGUUGCCAUGAACCCUAGCAACACCGUAUUUGAUGCCAAGCGUCUCAUCGGCCGCCGCUUCGACGACAGCGCCGUCCAGUCAGAUAUGAAGCAUUGGUCAUUUGACGUAGUAAACGACGGGGGCAAACCAAAAAUCAAGGUGGAUUUCAAAGGAGAGUCUAAGACUUUUUUCCCAGAGGAGAUCUCAUCAAUGGUGUUGACAAAAAUGAAGGAGAUCGCUGAGGCGUACCUGGGCACUUCUGUUUCUCACGCCGUAAUCACAGUGCCUGCGUACUUCAAUGAUUCCCAGCGUCAGGCAACCAAGGAUGCCGGAACCAUUGCUGGUUUAAAUGUGCUCCGCAUUAUUAACGAGCCGACAGCUGCUGCCAUUGCCUAUGGUCUAGAUAAGAAAGGAUCAGGUGAACGUAACGUCCUUAUCUUCGAUCUGGGCGGCGGCACUUUCGACGUGUCAAUUUUAACUAUUGAAGAUGGCAUUUUUGAAGUCAAAUCAACUGCAGGUGAUACGCAUUUGGGAGGAGAAGAUUUUGAUAACCGCAUGGUAAACCAUUUUGUACAAGAAUUCAAGCGAAAACAUAAGAAAGACUUGACUUCAAAUAAGAGGGCUUUGCGUCGUCUCCGUACCGCUUGCGAGCGUGCAAAACGGACAUUGUCAUCGUCGACUCAAGCUUCUAUCGAAAUUGACUCUCUAUUUGAUGGAGUCGAUUUUUAUUCGACUAUCACGCGUGCGCGCUUUGAAGAGCUUUGCUCGGAUCUUUUCCGUUCUACCCUUGAGCCGGUUGAAAAGGCUCUGCGCGAUGCGAAGAUGGAUAAGUCUGCGGUGCACGAUAUUGUACUCGUUGGAGGUUCAACUCGCAUUCCACGUAUUCAGAAAUUGCUUCAAGACUUUUUCAAUGGCAAGGAGCUUAAUAAAUCAAUCAAUCCCGAUGAAGCCGUUGCGUACGGAGCGGCGGUACAAGCUGCUAUUUUAAUGGGUGAUAAGUCGGAAGCUGUUCAAGACCUACUUUUGCUUGAUGUGACACCUUUGUCCCUUGGUAUCGAGACCGCCGGCGGUGUUAUGACCGUUCUUAUUAAACGAAAUACUACUAUACCAACACGUCAGACUCAAACAUUUACGACAUACUCAGACAAUCAGCCUGGUGUGCUGAUUCAGGUUUACGAGGGAGAACGCGCUAUGACGAAAGACAACAACCUUCUAGGUAAAUUCGAGCUUACGGGUAUUCCGCCUGCACCUCGUGGUGUACCACAGAUUGAGGUUACAUUUGACAUUGACGCCAAUGGAAUCCUUAACGUGUCGGCAGCUGACAAGUCGACUGGAAAGGAAAACAAGAUCACGAUUACAAACGAUAAGGGUCGUCUUUCUAAAGAGGAUAUUGAACGUAUGGUCAAGGAAGCCGAGCAGUAUAAGGAUGAAGACGACAAGCAGAAGAACAAGAUUGCUGCGAAAAAUGCGCUUGAGGGAUAUUGCUACACAAUGAAAGGCACUUUCGAGGAUGACGGAAUUAAAGACAAGGUUUCCGAAGAAGAUAGAAAGACUGUGCUGGAUAAAAUUGAGGAAACCGUUAAAUGGCUGGAUGCCAAUCAGCUCGGAGAAUCCGAAGAAUUCGAGCAUAAGCAGAAAGAGCUUGAGCAAAUCUUCAACCCUAUAGUAACGAAAAUGUACCAGGCAGGAGGAGGCAUGCCCGGAGCGGGUAUGCCCAGCGCCGGUGGUGCUACCACCACUGGAGGAGCACCCGGCACCGGAACCGGAGCAGGUCCGACUAUUGAAGAAGUAGAUUAAUAAUUGUAGGAACAGCAAUUGGUCAGCGUACGUGCUUUCUACCGAUGUAGAUGCUAACCAUUGAACACCUCAAAUUCUCCUCGCCACCUCCUCUGUACAUUGCUCUUUCUGAAAUGCAAAGAUUACACGAACGCUGAAGAAAAUUGAGGAUAAAUAAAUUAUGUUCAUUUUUUGUUGCAUUGCUAAGGGAAAA
This is a messenger RNA of Varroa destructor (honeybee mite), 2547 nucleotides long. It is a transcript of the gene Hsc70-4, whose product is annotated as Heat shock protein 70 cognate 4. Lineage: Eukaryota; Metazoa; Arthropoda; Arachnida; Mesostigmata; Varroidae. Gene Ontology annotation, molecular function: ATP-dependent protein folding chaperone; ATP binding. The record is from RefSeq and is a predicted model, not a curated record.